This is a messenger RNA of Cyprinodon variegatus (sheepshead minnow), 1104 nucleotides long. Its product is annotated as major histocompatibility complex class I-related gene protein-like. Gene Ontology annotation, cellular component: external side of plasma membrane. NCBI's taxonomy places the organism in Eukaryota, Metazoa, Chordata, Actinopteri, Cyprinodontiformes, Cyprinodontidae. The coding region runs from base 1 to 1104 and encodes 367 amino acids. The record is from RefSeq and is a predicted model, not a curated record. Gene Ontology annotation, biological process: immune response. The transcript has 8 exons.
AUGAAGAAGAUGCUGGGUUUCGUGGUUCUGUUGGGAAUAUUUCUACACGAUGUGGCGGCAGUUACUCAUUCACUGAAAUAUUUCUACACGGCAUCAUCUGGACUGAAGAACUUUCCAGAGUUUGUGGAUGUUGGGUUGGUGGAUGAUCAGCCAGUCUCCUACUAUGAUAGUGUGAUUAGAGAGAAGAUCCCAAAGCAGGACUGGAUGGCAGAGAAUGAAGGUCCUGAGUACUGGAAGAGAGGUACUGAGAGAUUAAUUGGUACUGAGCAAACCUACAAAGCCAACAUUGACAUUGUUAAGCAGCGCUUCAACCAGACUGGAGGUGUCCACAUUGUCCAGUUCAUGUGCGGCUGUGAGUGGGAUGAUGACACUGGAAAGGUUACUGGCUUUAACCAGCAUGGCUAUGAUGGGGAAGACUGGCUAUCAUUGGACUUAAAGGAAAACACCUGGAUUGCUCCAAAACCACAGGCUUUACUUACUACAAACAAAUGGAACAGUGACAGAGCUAAUCUGGAGUACUGGAAGAACUAUCUCAACCAAGAGUGUCCUGAGUGGCUGAAGAAGUAUGUAAACUAUGGGAGGAGCUCUCUGAUGAGAACAGAUCUUCCAUCAGUCUCCAUCCUCCAGAAGUCUUCCUCCUCUCCAAUCAGCUGCUUUGCUACAGGUUUCUACCCCAACAGAGCAGAAAUGUUCUGGAGGAAAGAUGGAGCAGAGAUCCAUGAUGGUGUGGAGAAAGGAGAGAUCCUCCCUAACAAUGAUGGAACCUUCCAGAUGAGCGUUGACCUGAAACUUCCAUCAUCUGAGGACGGGACCAAAUAUGAAUGUGUGUUUCAGCUCUCUGGUGAUAACAAUGACAAGGUCACUCCUUUCGAAAAAUCAAAGAUCAGAACUAAUGAAGGAAACUCCAUGGGGAUGAUUUUCGGGGUUAUUGCUGCACUUCUGGUUCUGGUUGUUAUCAUUGCUGGAGUCGGCAUCUGGUGGAAGAAGAGGGAUAACGGAUUUAAGCAAGCAAAUAAUUCUGAAACGUCAUCUGAAACUUCAGAUGAUGCCAAGAAAAUGAACCCCGAAGGAGAAACUUUGAUGGAGGUAAAGACGGAUGGCUGA